Molecule: messenger RNA, 468 nt
Organism: Cryptomeria japonica (Japanese cedar)
Lineage: Eukaryota; Viridiplantae; Streptophyta; Pinopsida; Cupressales; Cupressaceae
Exons: 1
Coding region: 1-468 (155 amino acids)
Molecular function (GO): nucleic acid binding; RNA-DNA hybrid ribonuclease activity
Source: RefSeq, a predicted model, not a curated record
AUGGAAGUUGAUGUCCUCAUUCCAAAGAUCAAACAUGCCAUUGAAGAAGUGGUUAAUGUUAAGACUCUUGGUAGAACUUAUAAAUUAUAUACAAAAUGGGAUAUGGCUAUGGAAAACAUUUGGCUAUUGUCAAAGAACAAUGACUCUAAAUUCUUUGACUCGAAAUCCUAUAGAAAAAAUAUUAAGUGGAAUCUUCCUCCCUCUGGGUGUUUGAAAAUGAAUUUUGAUGGGGCUUACAGAGGGAAUUCAGGUGAGUCUGGUUAUGGGGCAAUUAUCUGUGAUGAGUUUGGCAAUAUGGUGGGGGCUAAAUAUGACCUGAUGGGUGUAUUGACCAACAACAUUGCUGAAGUAACAGUACUCGAGGCAGGUCUUGAAUGGUGUGUGGAGAAAGGAGUUCACAAUGUUAUGAUUGAAGGUGAUUCACAAGUUAUCCUCAAUGGCAUAUCCAAUCAGCGAUUCAUAGACUAG